AUCUGAUUGAAGCACUUGUUAGUCUCGACAAUAUCAAACAUGAAGCUGUUCCUUGGAGUGUGCUUGGCUUUGGCCGUCGCCGUAUCGGCAGUGGAGAUCGCCACUCCUGACGCCGACAGCCCUGUCUUCGGCUACCACGCCAAGUUUGGUAUUGCUGAGGCUGCAAGGAUCAAGAGCGCGGAAGAAGUUCAGAGCUUCAACGGCCAGAGGAUCGUUGGAGGAUCCAUCACCAACAUUGCCAAUGUCCCAUACCAGGCUGGUCUUGUGAUCACCAUCUUCAUCUUCCAAUCCGUGUGUGGUGCUUCCCUCAUCUCCCACAACCGCCUGGUGACUGCUGCUCACUGCAAGUCAGAUGGUGUCUUGACCGCUAACUCCUUCACCGUUGUUCUUGGCUCCAACACCCUGUUCUUCGGCGGUACUCGUAUCAACACCAACGAUGUCGUCAUGCACCCCAACUGGAACCCCAAUACUGCUGCUAAUGACAUCGCUGUCUUGCGCAUCAGCUCCGUCAGCUUCAGCAACGUGAUCCAGCCCAUCGCUCUUCCCAGUGGAGACGAACUCAACAACCUCUUCGUCGGCGCCAACGCUCUUGCCUCCGGAUUUGGCCGCACCAGCGACAGUGGCAGCAUCGGUACCAACCAACAGCUGAGCUCUGUGACCAUCCCCGUGAUCACCAACGCUCAAUGCGCUGCCGUAUACGGCUCAGGGUUCGUGCACGCUUCCAACAUCUGCACCAGCGGCGCCGGCGGCAAGGGUACUUGCAACGGUGACUCCGGUGGCCCUCUCGCUGUUGACAGCAACAACAGGAAGAUCUUGAUCGGUGUUACCUCAUACGGUGCUCAAGCUGGUUGCGCCGCUGGUUUCCCUGCUGCCUUCGCCAGGGUCACCUCCUUCGUCAGCUGGGUCCAGUCCCAAUAAUCUCCUCCCCUCUCAAACUUAUAAUGCGUUAAUUACAUUUAUUAUACUUCAA
This is a messenger RNA of Helicoverpa armigera (cotton bollworm), 970 nucleotides long. Its product is annotated as brachyurin. NCBI's taxonomy places the organism in Eukaryota, Metazoa, Arthropoda, Insecta, Lepidoptera, Noctuidae. Bases 40 to 918 code for a protein of 292 amino acids. The transcript is spliced from 5 exons. Gene Ontology annotation, biological process: proteolysis. Gene Ontology annotation, molecular function: serine-type endopeptidase activity. The record is from RefSeq and is a predicted model, not a curated record.